UCCUCCUCCUCCUCCUCCUCCUCUCCCCAGCCCCUCCCUUUCCGUCUCUGCUCGCCUCUAUCCUCUUCAGCCUUGCCUGCCUGUCAGAAAGGUACUCCAGUAUUGGAGGCUAGGCUACCCUCCUCCUCCUUCCCCGGACCUCGUACGAGAGAGCCAGCCACCGUCGUACCCCAAGGCUCGGGCUCCCCCCCAAACUCACGGGCAACCAACCAUGGCAACCACCGCUACUUCCACCAGGUUUACCGACGAGUACCAGCUGUACGAGGAGCUCGGGAAGGGAGCUUUUUCAGUGGUGCGUAGGUGUGUAAAGAAGUCAUCAGGACAGGAAUAUGCUGCAAAAAUCAUCAACACUAAGAAGCUGUCUGCAAGAGACCAUCAGAAGCUAGAGAGAGAGGCUCGCAUCUGCCGUCUCCUGAAGCAUCCCAACAUUGUGAGACUCCAUGACAGCAUUUCAGAGGAAGGCUUUCAUUACCUAGUCUUUGACCUGGUGACAGGAGGAGAGCUGUUUGAAGACAUUGUAGCCAGGGAGUACUACAGCGAGGCUGAUGCCAGUCAUUGCAUUAGUCAGAUCUUGGAGAGUGUCAAUCAUAUCCACCAGCAUGAUAUUGUGCACAGAGACCUCAAGCCUGAGAACCUGUUGUUGGCCAGCAAGAUGAAGGGAGCUGCAGUGAAGCUGGCAGACUUUGGCCUUGCUAUUGAGGUGCAGGGAGACCAGCAGGCUUGGUUUGGGUUUGCGGGCACCCCCGGCUAUCUAUCCCCUGAAGUCCUGAGGAAGGAUCCCUACGGGAAGCCUGUGGACAUAUGGGCUUGUGGUGUUAUUCUCUAUAUCUUGUUAGUGGGAUACCCUCCAUUCUGGGAUGAAGAUCAACACAAACUCUAUCAGCAGAUCAAAGCUGGAGCAUACGAUUUCCCAUCCCCAGAGUGGGACACAGUGACUCCAGAGGCGAAGAACCUGAUCAACCAGAUGUUGACCAUUAACCCAGCCAAGAGAAUUACUGCCGAACAGGCCCUCAAACACCCUUGGGUCUGCCACCGUUCAACAGUGGCAUCUAUGAUGCACAGACAGGAAACUGUCGAGUGUCUCCGCAAGUUCAAUGCUCGCCGAAAACUCAAGGGAGCCAUUCUCACCACCAUGCUGGUGUCCAGAAACUUCUCAGUGGGCCGGCAGCAUACCAACUCUGCUGCUGCCGCCUCCUCCACGGCCUCACUGGCUCAGGAAGCAUGCAAAAGUUUACUCAACAAGAAGUCAGAUUCUGCUAAGCCUUCUACCAACAACAGUAAGAACAGUAUAGUGAGCGCCAUCAAUGCCCUGAAAGACACCAACAUGGCAACCAACGCCCAGAUGGAAUCUCAGAGCACAGUGGUGCACAACCCCCCUGAUGGAGUCAAGGGAUCAACAGAGAGCAAUGCCACCAACGACGAGGAGGAAAUGAAAGGUAGGAAAGCGGACAGUUCGGCGCUGAGUCAGAGCAGCGCCACAGAGGAGAUGCCCCCACUUCUGCCCUCACCUCAAAGCUCACCUGCCAUUCCACCGCAUGACGUAAAGCGCAUGGCAUGGAACAGCACAGGCAACAGCUCCUGCCCUGACUCUGAGCUCUCACAGUCCUCCAUGCCUGCCGCUCCACUAGGGAGCAACACUGUCGCUGCUGUAAACAACACUAAGCAGACUCGUAAACAGGAGAUCAUCAAGAUAACGGAGCAGCUGAUUGAAGCGAUCAACAAUGGAGAUUUCGAUGCCUACACGAGGAUUUGCGAUCCUGGACUCACCUCUUUUGAACCGGAGGCCCUGGGGAACCUGGUGGAGGGCAUGGACUUUCACAAGUUCUACUUUGAAAACCUGCUGAGCAAGAACAGCAAGCCCGUGCACACCACCCUGCUCAACCCACACGUCCACCUGAUCGGCGAGGACGCCGCCUGCAUCGCCUACAUCCGGCUCACACAGUUUGUGGACACCACGGGCCGCCCUCGCUCCAGCCAGUCGGAGGAGACCCGGGUGUGGCAUCGUCGCGAUGGCAAGUGGCUCAAUGUUCACUUCCACUGCUCAGGAGCACCUGCUGCACCACUACAGUGAUCAGUGGUCCUGAGCCUCCAGUCUACUGGAGUGUGUGUUUUGGGGGGCAGUUUUUUUCAGCGAGCGUGUUUAAGAGGCACGUCCUCUGCGUGGAUUGGCUAGUGCCAGGAGCCCGGCCGGGCGAGAUCGCAUCCCUCUCCACGAUACCAACCAAUCCUGUCCCCCCUUUGACCUGCUGGGGGCCGGCUGAACACAAGACACCGCCCCCAUGGGAUGAUGCAUGCAUCUGGCGCCUGAUUGGAGGGCGCGUCUUUGCCCUCUAUCCCUCCCCUGGCAGCCAUCUUUUUUCUGCCCGCGCGAGAUGAGACGUCCUGCGUGAGGAGAGGAUUUACAGUUGAACUUGUGACAGUUUAUGAGUAUGAGUUAUGAAUAUGCUGUGUAAAUUAUGACUAGAUGUACCAGAAACCACCAAAACCCAACCAGGCAUUUAUAUUCACUAUCUAAUAAGGGAGGAACAGAAAGGGAGUGUGAGGUUAGCAACUGAGAUUUCGGACACAUUUUUUGGCAUUCUAGGGAUUACCGGGUAGAAAAGUGUUGUGCUCGUUACCCGGACGUUGGUGUAAAGAUGUAGGGAGAUUUUCCCCAACUGAAUUUUAGUGGGAAGGAAAAAAAAUCAAGUCCGCUCAGUCAGAGAACUUGAUGACGAGAGAAACUUGAUAUCAAAAACAUGAAGCACCAAAGUGUAGAACUUUAGGCUUUUUAUGUGUUUAUGUGUUUUCGUUUGUGUGCUUGUUUUCCGACCGAACGGAAAAUCGUGUUGUGGGAUUUACGUGGGAGGGGUGGGAUUGGGCGGGGGGGCGGCGUCUGAUUUGAGGUUACACGUUUUUGUUGUGUUUUUAGCGUCCUGUUCCCUUUGCGUUUCUGUGAAUAACCGGAGCCUCAAUUUUUUUUGUUUUUUUUGUUUUUUUAUGUCAGACUGAUCAUGUAUUCGAGGCUCCUUUUUUUUUUUUUUAAAGCAGCUGAGCUGGGAUUUUAUUGUGCAAGUUUCAAAGCUAACCUGCGCGUGUUAACACGUUCUGUUGUGUCUGUAUGCAGUGGAGGGAGAGAGUGAGCCGGGAAAAGGCGUCUGCGUUUUGCAUGUUUGCCCGCCGCCUCUCCCUCAUUCACCCUUUCCCCGACCUCUCUCUCUCCGUUUUUCUCUCUCUUAAACCAUUCCCUCUUUUAACCCACCCCCCCACUCCUUUUCUCUGCUUUCUGCAAGGGCCUGGUUUGUUUAUAAUCACUGUGUAAAUACAGUGUAUGUAUAGAUAUAUGUAGAAAAGUGUAAUAUAUGUACAUGUAUCUAAGAGACACUCAUCCUGUGCAUCUGGGCAUGGGAACCACCCCAUGACCUCUGUGACCCCCUGAUCUAGUUUAGGAGCAACAUUUUCCUCACUGAUUUCAAUUUUUCUUUUAAUUCUCCUCCUUAAAGUACUUCCUUAAAAUAUCGGUAGCUCUUGAUGAUUCACGACGAGCAUGAACACACACUGACGUGGGCUACCAGCUCUAGUCCCGUGGCCGUAAGACUGUUUUUAGAGACGGGGAAUAAAAGAAAUAACAGGUUGAAAAUAGCUUGACCCCUCCGCCCAACAAGACUUUUUAAACAUGAAGACCUUCAUCGUAGUGUCCUUAACUCCUGAUCCCACAAUGCUGUGAGCCGUCUCUUCAUAUCAUAUGCACACACACGCACGCCUGGUGGUGUGUUUAGGCUUUGUAACAUAUCUGCACCACUGCUGUGUGACCACGGUGCCACCCUUGCUGUGCUGCUUAAUUGUCUCCAUCCAUCCACGACAGUCGUAUCUUAAACCCCCCUCCCCCCCUUUCUCCCUUGAAAUCUAUUUCCCUCCCUGUGUACCAACGAGUCCCUACUCUUGAGAUGUUUAUUUGUACCUCUCUCUGUUGUUUCUCUGUUCCCGUGUUACUGGUUUGAGUUUUUUUGUUGUCGUCGCUGUUGCUGUUAACUUUGUCGUUUGGUAAUUUGCCGAUCUGCCAAGCUGGAGUUCUGCACUCUCCCUCACACACAGGAAAAGAAAUGAAGAAGAAGAAGGGAAAAAAAUAGAGGGAGGAAGUAAAAGACAACACAAAAAUUACAGAUUGAGUGAUCACAGAUGGAUCAGGACUAAAAAAAUAUUUAUUAAUGUAAUCUACCCUUGGUGGUUUUAAAUCGUGCCUGCUCAGUUUAGAGGAGUUUUGAAAGCCAGAGAGAGAAAGAGUUGGUGUGGGUGUACAGGUUUUUGUGACCUACACUGUCGAACCAGAGCGGGAGACCUAGUUAUAUGCAUGUUUCAGUUACACAUUUCUACCAUGUACCUACCUGAAUAAGGAUGGAGCUAGUGUUAAUAUAUAAUAUUUGCAUCUUUUGAAAUAAGAAUUUCCUCCAUCCAGAAUGUUGAAUAGGUGACAUGAAAAAUACAAAAAAACGCAAAAUUUUUAAAAAAAGGAUUCAGGAGCCGUAGCUUGGUAUGAGGCCCUCGAUGUUAGCGUUUUCCCUGCGUUGUAAUGAUAUACUAUUGGGCUGCGCUUUCUCCCCCAGCCUUCACAUGGAUGCUGGAGUUUUUUUGCAUGAUCAUGAUGUACAAUGAAAUACAACCAUGAAUUGACGACUAUCAAGUGUUUGUCUGAGUGUUAGUUGGUCUUCAUCAUAGCUUUGUUAUUCUUCAAACUUGGAUCUUGAAAGUAUUUAAUAAAAAUACUAUUUCAGCACUG
This is a messenger RNA of Larimichthys crocea (large yellow croaker), 4756 nucleotides long. RefSeq names its product calcium/calmodulin-dependent protein kinase type II subunit gamma. The record is from RefSeq and is a predicted model, not a curated record. Gene Ontology annotation, biological process: protein phosphorylation. The coding region runs from base 212 to 2071 and encodes 619 amino acids. Lineage: Eukaryota; Metazoa; Chordata; Actinopteri; Sciaenidae. The transcript has 23 exons. Gene Ontology annotation, molecular function: calmodulin binding; ATP binding; calcium/calmodulin-dependent protein kinase activity.